AAAUGACGUCAUCGUAGCAGUUGCUGUAAGGUCUCUUUUGGACUGCCUUUUGUUCCUUUUCAUUGAAAUAUUUAGUGAAUAAUGACGAUGGAUGAUACCAACAGUCUCUUGUUUUCUUGGAAACUACCAGAGUUAAUUGGUGAAGACACUGUUCAGAUUUUAAAAUGUGGAAUUUGUCUGGAAUAUUUUGAUAGUCCCGUGGUUUUACCAUGUGGACAUACCUUUUGUUUCAACUGUCUGUUGGAAAUGGGUAAACAUGCUAAACGCAAUAAACCACAAAUUAACGUGCACGACUUGACGAUUGGUUGCCCCAAUUGUCGUUGCCCGAUCUAUGUGAUCGCGCUCAUUCAGCGAGAUGUCACCCUGAAUUAUCCCAUGUCAUCGGUCAUAGAGGCUUUAAGAUCCAAGUCGAUGCCAAAAAUGGUUGAUGUAUCCACGAAUUGCAGUUUGUCUGAUUUCGAGACAAACGAGGGCAAGAAGGAAGAAUUACCAGUCAUCACUGAUGACAUCAUGGCGGAAAUCAAACGAGACAUCGAUAGAUUCACGGAAGCAAUUCAUGGAGGUUCCAUCAUCCAUGAGGCGUUCUUUGAUAUUGAAGAUAUCAGAAACGAAUAUAACCUUCAAAAGCAAUUCAGCAAAAUAUCCAAUCAAAAAGCAGUAAAUACCCAAGGCAAAGACAAGAACAAAAACAACAAGUUAUCUAGUGUAGCACUACGCGACUGCAAUGUCGAGGUCGAUAGGACGCCGACCUUGACCCAGGCGGAGGUUCAAGAUCCGGCCAUUUUGUCUUACUUCGUAAAUGAUAGCAAAAUGGGAGGGCUUUUCUGUUCCGACGUGAUUACCAAUCGUAUGGUGUGCAGAGCGUAAAUAGCCAAUAUACAAACAAUGCAAAAUAGAAUAAAAUAAGACAAAGACAUUAUGUUGUACAAAGGUAUAUAUAUAAUAUAUAUGAUCAUGUUAAAAGUCGUCAUUCCAUUCCAAAUUAAUAUUUGUAGUAUUUUUUAGAACUUUUUUUUGUGGUAUAGUUUUUUUAAUAGAUAUUUUAUACAUUUUGUAUUAAACAAGGUAAAUCUUUAACUAAAUUAUGAUUGGGUCGGUAAUUAUAUGAUAUCUGGGUUAUUGAUUAGGUAAUAUGUUAUAAAUAUAAUCGUAUUUACGUGUAUAUAUGUGUAUACAUAUGGACAGUUGUGUCUUAUACAAAUAUAAUAAAAUAUGAAUCCGCUGACCCCUGUACUGACAGAAACAUCUGCUCACGGUUUAUGUUUUGCGUGAUAUUUGACGUCUGUUGAUGUGUUUUGUGUCAACCAUUGUAUGUAUUUGUACUCCGCGCUUAACUCGUUUUAUAUUACAUGUAUGUCGAGGAAGAACAGACCCGCUUUUGGUUCCGCUGUUACGAAAUCUACACGUCGUUUAUUUUAUUUUAUUUUUUAUUAUUAUUAUUAUUAUUUAAUAUGAUGCGACAUCGCCACGUUAUUUUAAUAUUAUUGCAGCUUUAUUAUUUAUAAAAAAAAAAAAAUACGGACUCAAAAAAUUGAACUAGUAUAUAUUUGUGUUGUCUCUCACUUUAGCUUCAGUGAUGCCCAUGUUGUGUGUAUGGUUGGCGUGCUGUUUAUCAGGUAUAUGUACGCAGUUUGGAAUAAUAUCCUGGGUAUAUUAAAAAAAAAAAUUGUUCGUAAAUUCACAUUACAUUGUGGGUAGUAUAGGAUACUCGUUAUAACCAUUUUCUUUUUCUUAGAAAUUGUUCUUAGUAAAUAGGCUUAAGAACAAUUUAUUAAACAUUUUUUCAACACUUUAUGAAAAGCAGACGACAACAGAUGUAAUGUGAUCAACUGCACAAGAACGCGAAGGUGUGUUUCGGUUCCGGCGUAGUGUUUGGGGCAGUUAGAUAAUUAGUAUGUAGGGCCUAUAGGGUAUUAGUAUAGUACCAGAAAGCUGGCAUCCGUGUGAGUGAUACACGCUCUAGUCUAUUAUUUAUCUAGUGCUUUCAUAUUUUGAGCCUGUUAAUAAACAAAACUAAUAUGCAUAUUAAUAA
Messenger RNA from Gigantopelta aegis, 2032 nucleotides. Its product is annotated as postreplication repair E3 ubiquitin-protein ligase rad18-like. Gene Ontology annotation, molecular function: ubiquitin-protein transferase activity. The record is from RefSeq and is a predicted model, not a curated record. Gene Ontology annotation, biological process: negative regulation of fatty acid biosynthetic process; positive regulation of transcription by RNA polymerase II; double-strand break repair via homologous recombination. NCBI's taxonomy places the organism in Eukaryota, Metazoa, Mollusca, Gastropoda, Neomphalida, Peltospiridae. Gene Ontology annotation, cellular component: BRCA1-A complex; plasma membrane; BRCA1-BARD1 complex. The transcript has 3 exons. Bases 82 to 867 code for a protein of 261 amino acids.